Molecule: messenger RNA, 3523 nt
Organism: Vitrella brassicaformis
Lineage: Eukaryota; Vitrellaceae
Source: the annotation of a GenBank genome assembly
GGGGAGAGGAAGGAAGGAGAGCCUGAGUGUUUCUUCUGUUUGUUGAAUGCUGCAUUGCCCGAGAAUCCGUCCGCAUCUCAUCUCUUUCAGCCGCUUACCCCACCCAGACCUUCUCGCAGCCCCUCGCCGGUAUUGAGGGGAGCCCUUGACCUCCGAGCAGCUGUAAAAAGGUGCCGCCCACGCCCCCUCUCCCGCCCUCCCCGUGACCAUCGGCCACUCAUCACCCUCUUGCUUCCCCGGUUGGUCUCUCUCUUUCGCCCACGAUGUCCUCCCCCGGCCCUGAGGGCAAGUUCAAGCGCGAGGGGUUUGUGAUAUCCAGCAGCGGCCCCCUGACCAAGUACUAUGACGUCGAGCAGCGGAAGCUGGGCCAGGGGACCUAUGGCAGUGUGAGCAAGGCCGUCAACAAGAGCACCGGGGCGCUGCGGGCGGUCAAGCAGAUUUCCAAGAGCCAGGUCAAGAACAUCGAGCGAUUCAGACAGGAAAUCGCCAUCAUGAAACAACUCGACCACCCCAACAUCAUGUAAGACUGAAAGACGAUACACGGGACAGGGAGGGCGCACACACCGCACCACAAACCAAGAGGAAGGAACGACAUCCAGCCAGGCAGACAGCUCACGAAUGACUGUCGUGAUGGGGUGUUGUGGUGUGUUGUCGCAUCGAUCGGUCGAUCUCGAUCCCUUUAUCUAUCUUAUCAAUCAGCAAGCUGUUCGAGACGUUUGAGGACCACAAGAACAUCUAUCUGGUGCUGGAGCUCUGCACGGGCGGAGAACUCUUCGACAGGAUCAUCGAAGAGGGGUGGGCCGGGCCACACAGAUAGAUGCACACAUGGCUCCCUCCCUCUGGCCGUCCGUCCCUCCACCUGUUUGGUGUGUGUGUAUGGUGUCUGUCAGGUAUUUCACCGAGAAGAAUGCGGCGGUGCUGAUGAAGCAGAUCCUUGCGGCCGUCUACUACCUCCACUCACACAAGAUCGUCCACAGAGACCUCAAACCUGUGCGCACCCACACCACACCACACCACACCAGACAUACCACACCAGACACACACUGAUGGAUCCGUCAUGUAACUUAACUGCUGCAUGGCUGUGCGUGUGUCUGGCUACCAGGAGAACUUUCUCUUCCUGAACAAGACGCCCGACUCACCACUCAAGAUCAUCGGUAGCCUGACGACAAGAUUACGCACGGCAUACACUCAUUCUUGUGUUGUGUUGUGUUGUGUUGUUGUUGUGUAGAUUUCGGUCUGGCGGCUCGGUUCGAGUCGGGCCAGGUCAUGACCACCAAGGCCGGAACGGUACUCACUGAGGGUGGAGAGAGAGGCGUGGCGUUGCUGUAUGUGUAUGUGUAUGUGUAUGUGUGUGUCCUUCAUUCAGCCCUACUACGUGGCCCCCCAAGUGCUGCAAGGCAAGUACGACUACGCAUGCGACACAUGGUACGCCAGACGAACACUGACACUGACUGACGGCUGAUCUGAUCAGGGCUGGGGGCUUGGACAAGGAAGGAAGGAUGUGUCCGUGUGUGUGUGUGGUGUGUGUGUGUGCAGGUCAGCUGGCGUGAUCAUGUACAUAUUGCUGUGCGGCUACCCACCCUUCCACGGAGACACAGACGCAGAAAUCCUACAAAAGGCAGGGCAGGGCGGGGCAGCACGACUGACUGACGCAGACGGAUGCAUGGAUGGAUGGAUGGAUGCCAUUGCACAAUCCCUCCCUGCCUGUCUGUGCGUGUGUUGCAACAUAUAGGUCAAGGCGGGCAAGUUCAAGUUCAACGAGGCUGACUGGAAGAACGUGUCGGGCGAGGCCAAAGACCUCAUCCGGAAACUGCUCACCUUCAACCCCAAGGGUACCAUAGCAUGGCGGUGUGUCUUGUGUGUUAAAUGAAUGCAUUGGUUGGUUGAUCAGACCGCUACACGGCCGAGCAGGCGUUGAAUCAUCCAUGGGUGCAGCACCUGGCUCAGGCAUCCGACGCCCCCAUCUCAAGAUCUAUCGUCGACAACUUCAGGGUACACACCACACCACACGACACGCACGGCACGGACAGCCAGGCAUGGCAUGGCAUGGCUGCACUGCACUUCUCUGUGUGUCUUGUCUGUCGUAUGUGUGUGUGUGUUUAGGCAUUCCGGGCCCAGUCCCAGCUGAAAAAGGCCGCCCUGACGGUCAUCGCCCAGCAAAUGUCAGAAAACGAAAUCUCAACACUCAAGAAAAUAUUCAUGGGUGGGCGACUGAGGUGGUCAACUGACUGACAAGAGCUGAGCCGGGCACUUACCACGUCAAUGUGUGCGUAUGCCGUGUGACGUAUGCCUCUGUCUGUGUGUGUGUGUGUGUGUGUGUCUGUGCAGCGCUAGACAAAAACGGCGAUGGAUCACUGACAGUGCAGGAAAUCAGAGGUACGCACACACACAGACAGCAGGGGCGGGGCUUGGUGUUGGACCGUUUGUGGUUCUGUCUGAUGGAUGGGUGGUUGUCCCUCCCACAGAGGGUUUGACCAAGGCCGGUUUGAAGGACAUCCCCCCGGACCUGGAGCAGCUGAUGAAGGAGGUCGACUCGGACGGCAGCGGCGUCAUCGACUACACUGAGUUCCUCGCAGCCACACUCGACAAAAAGCUCUACAUUCAGGUCGGUCCGUCAUUCGGAGAGAGACGCACGGGAUGGAUGAGGAUGGAUGGAUGGACAAUGGUGAUGUGUUGAGUGUCGCGUGGGUGUGGUGUGCAGGAGGACGUCUGUUGGGCGGCCUUUCGCGUGUUCGACAUCGAUGGCAACGGCAAGAUCACUGCCGAGGAACUACAACACGUAAGAAGGCGGCCAGGCCAAACCCAGCCCAGAGAGCCGGGCGGUUCUGAGGCAUGCAUGCAUUUGUGUGUCGUUUGAUGGUGUGACUGUGUGACUGUGUUGUGUGUGUAGGUGUUGGGAAUGGACAGCGUGAAGGGUGCGUUUGACAACACGGCCAUCGCCAACAUCAGAGAUAUGAUCAGAGAAGUCGACCGAGACGGGGACGGGGAGGUAAGGACGCAGACGCAAUCGAUCGCCGGCACAGAUACGCACUGUACUUACAUGAUGCGAUCGACACACACACACACACACACCAACAGACAAACAAAGGCCCUUGUGUGUGUGUGUGUGUCUUUCUUGUCUGUCCAUCACUCAGAUUGACUUCGAUGAGUUCAUGAAGUAAGCUAGCCAAGCGCACAUCAACCAACAAAGACAAAGAGUAUGGCCGUCGCAUCGCAUCACCUCACCCGGGCUGGCUGUCUCUUUGUUUGUCAUGUAUGUCAGGAUGAUGCGGGACAGAAAGUAGGCCGUCCGUCGCCCCACUCGGAGGGAUCGGUCGGCCGUUCUCCCGCUCUUCUUUUCUUGUUGGUUGAACUUGUCUAUCUGCCAACCUGACCGAUUGCUUGCUCGCUCUCUUCGUGCCCGACUACCUGCCUACCUGCCCGCCUGCUUGUGUGUGUACGCGUGUCUACCAUGGUGGAUGGAUGGAUGGAUGGGCGGAUGGAUGGAUGUGGUGCUUUCUGCUAGUUGAAUGGGAUGCUGCCG